CGCACAGAGCAUGCACCAAAGGACCGUAACAUCGCCGAGACAGACCCCAAGCGUUUCGCAGACCUGCUCAUGGAGAAGCUGAGCAAAGUGUUAGAGGAGAGGGAGGCUGAUGCGAAGGUGGAGGAGAAGCUCCGCAGUAUCAAUGUGGUGGACAAGUCCCAGUCAGAGGAGGAGAAGCUGGUCACGUCGUUUGCCAAACACAACACCUCCGCCUCCUUCAUGCCGCUCAAGCUCACCAUGGAGGAGGAGACGGCCGAGAGCAUCCUGGACCAGCACUGCUCGCGCAUCUGGGCCUCGUCCUCCCACCACACGCCCUCCUACUCCCCGCCCGGCCGACAGUCCCCGCCUCACGGCAAGUCCCCCGAGCGACACAAGGACCCCCGCAGCCGAGCCAAAGGGAUGUCUUCUUCCUCGGGAUCCAACGCCACGCCUGUACCCGCUCCGGGCGGCAGCGGCUCUCUAGGGGGAAGUGCGGGCGGCGGAGGAGGGGGGCAGCCCAAUCUGGGCGGCCGCGGCUACCACCACCACCAUCACAAAAAGCGGGACUUUGGUUCGGCCGCCCUGUCUUCGUGUGACAGCGGACUGCCUGACGACCGCGGCAACCUCAUUUCGUGUGGCACGGAGACCCAUCGGCACAUCCACCACCACCACCACCACCACCACUCGUCCCGCGACUCUGCCGCAAAGAAGUCGCUGGUGGAGAUGGAGGCUCAGACCUCUUGCGGCUUGAGCGCCUGGCGCGCGGAGAACCCUCAGGCUUUCGUAGACUUUCCCCCUCCCUCUGGCGAGCACCCCCGCGGUCGGAUAUCCGCGCGGAAGGCCACCGCUAGCGGGCUGCGUAAAGGUUCGGAGACCAGCAGUAACAUAGACAGUGGCGUGAGCGGCAUGUACAACAGGGAGCCGCUCCGAGUGCCGCCCAAUUGGAAUAACCCCACCGGCGAGAAUUCCCGCUCCAAGAUCUCCACCAGAUCGACGUCGGUGGAGCGAGGCGGGGCCAUGCUGUCGGCGUGGGGCGGCACCCCGGCCCCCAUCCUGCCCAGCCAGCCCUUCGUGCAGGACUCGUCCAUGCCUCUGCCCACCCCUCCCAACCCCACCACCCAGCUGGAGGAGGCAAAGAGGAGGCUGGAGACGCAGUCUCGCACCACCCCGGCCGCCACCGCCUCCCCCGUCAAGUCCAAAUCGUUCACAGGGAGUUUGUCCAAAGAGAAGAGUCGCCCACCGCCCGGCGCCCCACCCGUGGUUGUCCCCCCUCACACACGCACGCUGCCCGCCGCCCGCAACCUGCCCUCAGAGCUAGACACGUCCGGCACCAGCCAAACGCUAGACUCUCGGCUCGGUCGGCGCGCACACACAAGCGCCCCUUCCUCCCUCCAGCCCAGCCCGAGCGACACCAUCAUCGGCAUCUACAUGGGACAGGAACCCAUACCCUACAGGCACCAGCUGCCAGGACGCGCCAUCACACUUGCCCAGAUCAAAACCCUGGUCACCAAACGGGGUCCUUUCAA
This is a messenger RNA of Aplysia californica (California sea hare), 1505 nucleotides long. Its product is annotated as axin-1. Gene Ontology annotation, biological process: negative regulation of canonical Wnt signaling pathway. NCBI's taxonomy places the organism in Eukaryota, Metazoa, Mollusca, Gastropoda, Aplysiida, Aplysiidae. The record is from RefSeq and is a predicted model, not a curated record.